This is a messenger RNA of Gaeumannomyces tritici R3-111a-1, 816 nucleotides long. RefSeq lists its product as hypothetical. Bases 451 to 621 code for a protein of 56 amino acids. The transcript has a single exon. NCBI's taxonomy places the organism in Eukaryota, Fungi, Ascomycota, Sordariomycetes, Magnaporthales, Magnaporthaceae. The record is from RefSeq and is a predicted model, not a curated record.
CUCUCAUUUGGGGAGCUUGCAUGUCGCCUCCUCCGCCUGCGCCUUGGUCUGCAAACCGUCAACUGUCAAAAGCAACGGCACAACCACAGCCCCCUUUUUCCCGUACUUCCGUCUUCUCUGCUCUCUUCUUUACUAUCAACGGCUUUUCCGCCUCGUUGUAAAUUUUAGACCUUUUUGCCAAACCGUAGCACAGCACACAUCACACCGCCCCAAUUGCCCGACCUGUCCUUCCUCUCUCUUCCCUGGCCGGCUCCCUCGUCCCGAAUGUCUUGCUACCCCCCAUGUCUGCUGACCGUGAAUAAAGUAGGGGACCCAAGCCCCCAAGUCGAGAAAGCACGGGCUCCUAGCAGGCAGCUAGCCGAACUCUAGGCCGACCGAUUGGGGAAAAGAGAAAGAAAAACCCGCAGCGGGCAUGCACGCGAUGCGAAAUGCAGGCAAAAGAGAAGAGAGAUGCACAAAAUGGAUCAGAGGAGGGAUCUUGUUAGAUUGAAUGUCUGGGUGCCCGACCCGGCCUGGGUAGCCGCCAUGGGCCUCUCCUCUCCCCCCCUGGUUUGGUGCAAAUUUCAUGGGGAAAGCAAGGUCGAUGGCCCCAGAUCCUCUCCGAGUACCACACCGCAAUAACAGAUGGUUUUGCCAGCCGAAUGAAGUCCAUUCUGUCUUGAAUGUACCAUAGCCGGGCAUUGAUGGAUUGAGAUUUGGCUUCUUGCUCCCUGUGAUUUCAGCAGCACCAGGAACCAGCUGAGCUGCAACGAUAAAGCAAGAAAAUGCAAGAUCCAGUCACGCCUCGAAAUAGCCCGUAAUUCGACCCGCGUCUCU